AUGGCUAUCUCCUCGCCCUCCCCUGGCUUCCACCUCUCCCUCCACCUCCAAAACCCCACCCCCACCCCCACCCCCCACCCAGGCCCCAACCGCAAGCCCCGGCCGACCCCGACCACCGAGACGCUCCGUCGCCGCCUCCUCCGCAAGGGCGUGUCCCCGACGCCCAAGAUCCUCCAUGCCCUCCGCAAGAAGGAGGCCGGCAAGUCGCUCCGGCGCGCGAGGAAGGAGGCCUCCGCCGCCACCGCCGCCGCGCCGCCGAAGGAGGACGCGCUGGUGGCAGAAGAGGAGGCCCGCUUCCGCGCGGCCGCCGAGGAGUACCGCGUCCUCAUGGGGCGGCCCUGGCACGGCGCCCGCGGCGUCGUGGGCCCUCCGCGCGCGGCCUCCGGCGAGGAGGGCCUCGUCGGCCUGCGGAAGAUGCUCGAGGAGAGGAGCGGUGACAGAUUCCAGUGGCUUCUUGACGGCGACGUAGAAGAUGAGGGGGUGGAGGACGCCAAGGGGAAGCAGAGGCGUGUCGGCUCCGGCUGGAUUUCGGAGGUGGGGGACGAGGAGAGGAGGAUUGAGUUGCUGGUCAGUAGGCUCAGUGAAGUGGACCUUAGUUCGGGUGAUUGGAGGCUUACUAGAAUGAUGAAACAAGCUGACCUAAUAUAUAAUGAAGAUAAUCUAUUACAAAUACUCAAAGGGCUCGAGGCAAAAGGAAACUGGAGGCAGGCUGUUGCUGUUACCGAGUGGGUGUACAAUGAGAACAGCUACAAGCAUCGAAGAAGCAGGUUUGUCUAUACCAAGUUACUGUCAAUCCUUGGGAAAGCAUGGAUGCCAACUGAAGCACUGCGGAUUUUCACCAUCAUGAGGGGAGAUGCUCAAAUAUACCCUGAUAUGGCUGCAUACCAUAGUAUUGCUGUUACACUUGGUAGAGCUGGCCUUCUCAAUGAGCUAAUUAAGAUAAUCGAUUAUAUGAGACAGAAGCCUUCAAAAAGGGUAAUGAUGAUGCGGCGCAAAGAUUGGGAUCCUUUGUUGGAGCCGGAUGUUCUCGUUUAUAACUCGGUUCUUAAUGCCUGCGUACUAUCACAGCAAUGGAAAGGGGUAUUUUGGGUGUUUCAGAAAAUGCGGUUCGGUGGAUUGACACCUACAGGAGCGACAUUUGGCUUGGCAAUGGAGGUUAUGCUUAAAUCCAAGAAGUAUGAGUUUGUCCAGAAGUUCUUUGAAAAGAUGCAGAGGAAAGGUGUACCUCCAAGAGCGAUAACUUAUAAAGUGUUAGUAAGAGCCUUCUGGGAACAAGGAAAAGUAAAUGAAGCUGUUGAAGCAGUUAAAGACAUGGAACAAAGAGGAGUCGUUGGAGCUGCAAGUGUGUACUAUGAAUUAGCUUGCUGUCUUUGUAAUAAAGGAAGGUGGAAAGAUGCUAUGUUACAGGUUGAGAAGAUGGAACAGCUUCGCCUCACUAAACCACUGGAGUUCGCAUUUACUGGCAUGAUCCUAGCCUCUUUUGAUGGUGGAUAUAUCUCCGAGUGUAUCUCGAUAUUUGAGUCAAUGAAGGACUACUGUACUCCAAAUAUUGGGACGAUAAAUGUGAUGCUAAAAGUUUAUGGACGCUGUGAUAUGUUUGGGAAGGCAAAAGACUUGUUUGAGACCACCACAUAUAGUGCUUGUAGUUCUCAGCCACAUAUCCGUGACCAUUCUUCACUUAAAGCAGACGCGUAUACAUACAGCUCUAUACUUGAAGCAUCUGCAUCCGCCCAACAGUGGGAAUAUUUCGAAAAUGUAUACAGACAGAUGACUCUUUCUCAACACCAUCUAGAUCAAAGCAAAUAUUCAUGGUUGCUUGUCAAGGCAUCGAGAGCUGGAAAGCCCUAUUUGGUGGAGCAUGCACUUGAUUCAAUACUUGAAAGAGGAGAAAUCCCUGAUGUAGAGCUGUUCACUGAAAAUAUUUGCCAAACUAUUGCUGAAAGCGACCAUGGAAGAACACUGCAUCUCAUGAAUACUAUGUCUGCGGCUUCAGUCGAGAUGAAUGAACAGCAAUGGAGCGAUCUACUUCAGCAAAAUUCACAUCGAUUCAGGGUGGAUGCGUUGAAAGACCUUAUAACGCACCUCAGUACUAGUGAUGCCAUCAAAACAGAUCCCGGACUCGGUUUUGUAAGAGCAUUGCAGUCCCAAUGUGCGACAAUGUUGGCGAAAGACGCUGAAGAGCCUCAAGCAGAUAAUUGUUCACAUAGCAAUCUGAUGGAACAGGAUGAGAUCUCUUGCAAGGACUCAUUGGGUAGUCAUGAAUUCUCGGAUUCCAGUACUGAUAUCCCUGUAUCAGGUGUCAAAGCUGGUUCGGGUGGGGACAUUGUACUGCGUGGUCCGCAUUCAGAAGAUGAACAUCGUAAUCUUGCGCAUUGGGGCACACAGGUAUCUGCCAUCGACAAAGUGCUUGAUUCCAUGAACUCAUUUGGUAACUGUAGUUCAUAUGAAAAGAUGCCGACAGCAUUAGAAAUUCUCGAAUCAUGGGAGCAGGAGUGUGUUGAGGACAUAUUUGCUCCAAAGAAGGGAAGCAGAGAAACUAUGAGAGAUAAAUGAAUGAAGCACUCAAGCAUGUUGUUCGAUGUUAUUAGUGUAAAAUUCUGACAUCAAUUUGAACUGGCUUCAGGCCUGGUUAAUGCGGAAAUAAUGGAGUCCCGCAGGCUUUGGUUGCUUCUGGUUGUUGUGAUCCCACCAGAGUUCUGUAGAAGAGUAAACCAACCUGUGAGUAUUUAUUUGCACACAUGUUCUUUUGUUGCACAAACUAUUUGCGGAUAAGUGCUGCUCUGGGGUAAAUAUGUGUGGUAGUUUAGGGGCAAACCUGUGUAUUAACUUCAUUUGUAAGAAGUGGAUCUGUACCAUUGGAUCGCGAAGGAUACUUAGGCACAUGUUCUAGUAGGAACUGUAAUAGAACUCUGCUUUUUUGCAUAACAAAUCACAUCAAUUUGUGAAUCA
Molecule: messenger RNA, 2949 nt
Organism: Aegilops tauschii subsp. strangulata
Lineage: Eukaryota; Viridiplantae; Streptophyta; Magnoliopsida; Poales; Poaceae
Product: pentatricopeptide repeat-containing protein At5g67570, chloroplastic
Biological process (GO): chloroplast organization
Cellular component (GO): chloroplast
Molecular function (GO): protein binding
Source: RefSeq, a predicted model, not a curated record